This is a messenger RNA of Alexandromys fortis (reed vole), 9756 nucleotides long. RefSeq names its product cilia and flagella associated protein 47 (gene Cfap47). NCBI's taxonomy places the organism in Eukaryota, Metazoa, Chordata, Mammalia, Rodentia, Cricetidae. Gene Ontology annotation, molecular function: protein binding. Bases 81 to 9740 code for a protein of 3219 amino acids. Gene Ontology annotation, biological process: sperm axoneme assembly; cilium assembly. The transcript has 66 exons. Gene Ontology annotation, cellular component: cilium. The record is from RefSeq and is a predicted model, not a curated record.
UCCUAGCUACAUCUGUUUACUCUAGCCAGUCAGGAGUUGGUCAAGUCCGCUUCUGGUUGCUGGCUAUCUAGAGGUCCGCGAUGGACACAGAGCGAGGCUCCUUAGGCACUCGGGAUGUGGAGAGCACCAAGAAGGAAGUUCAACUGAGGGUAAUCCCUUCGGAGCUGAAGUUCCUGGAUGCAGUGUCUGGGAAAGUGUACCGGCUCCCUCUCGUUGUGCACAAUUUGGGCCGCUGGAACCAGAAGAUGAGGUUUCAAGAGCCUGGGAAGCCACAGUUCAAACUGUUGUUGUCGAGUCUGGAUAGGGAACUAGCUUCUGGCCUUCAGAUGUCAGCAAUGGUGGAAUAUCGUCCUGAUAAAAAUGAAGACGUGUUUGAUCACAUCCUUAUCUAUGCAGGAAAUAAAGUUCUAGAGGUUCCUCUGAUUGGGCUGAUUCCAACCUGUCACCUGGAAAUUGUGCCAGUAGUUGAUUUUGGCAUAUUAGUUGCCAAUAGUAAAGUGCAUUGUAAAGAGAUUAGUAUUAUUAAUCGUGGCAAAGCUCCAGGCAUGUUCAAAACAGAAUACCAGGGUCAGUUACCUAUUGUGAUUUCUCCAAGUAGUGGUACUGUGAAGGCUAAGUCAUCAAAGGUCAUCAAAGUGGAUUUCUGUGCAGACAAGUCCCAGAUUGUAAAUGAAGUGGCAAGAGUGAGUUUGCAAGGUCGUCCUGAUACACUCUUGAACAUCAAAGUUCAUGUGGUUGAGCAGAUAAUCGAAUUGCUUAGCAUGAAUUGUGACAGGAAAUUGCAAUGCAUACAGUUUGGUUCUGUUUUCUUUGGAACAUCAAAACUUGAGCAUGCACUUCUGUUUAACAAUAGCCCUGAAACUGUAAACUGGGUGGCAAUAAUGCAAGAUGACUGUGUUGGAGAAGAACUGGGAGCAAAUAUUCAUCUAAGGACAGAUAUUGCCUUAAAUAAUCUCCCCUACUUAAACAAAAUAAAGAAAAUAGAUAUGACUGAUUUUAUGACCUGUGUUCCCAAUGAAGGGACUUUACUCCCCUAUCAAAAGAUUGUAAUUACAUUUUGCUUCAGCCCAAAGCUAGUAGUUGAUAUUAAAAAGGAUGUUGGGCCUUCACAUAGGCAAGACUAUGCUCUCUUUGUGAGAUUUGAUUCUGUGGGAAGUAAAGAUGGAUUUUUAAGAGAUGAUAACUCUAACACCAUGAAAAGUAAUCGACUUCAAAAAGUAGAGUUAGCUUUGACAGGCUCUGGACUUCCUGUCAUCUUACAGUUUGAUCCAGGAAAAUCACUUACUUUUGCACCUUGUUUCAUGGGUGAGCAUUCGGAUAUUCUAUGCAUUGUAAAAAAUCAAUCCAUAUCACUUCCUGUGAUGUACCAUUUUCAAAAAACUGCACACUUUAAAAUGGAUCCUGAAAGGGGCAAAAUUGAUGAAGGAUGUAUUCAGAAUGUGAUUUGUUCAUUUGUUCCACACCAAAUUGGAGUAUUUAAAGUGAAGCAAGUGAUUGAGAUUAUCGGCCCAGUGGUAGAUGAAAAUUUACGGUCAUUGUCAAUGAAACCAUUUCAUUAUAUACAUUUAGAAUUCAACAGCACUUGCAAAGCUUACACUAAGAAAGUCGGGGUGAAAAUUAAUCCUGGGAUAUCCCCAUUGAUCAGUAAUCCCACAAGACAAUUUGUGAUCAAAGAUUCAGAGAAAAAGGAUGAUCAUCCACCUGUAGCAGCAAUGCUCCAGUCAGCCAUGACAAACCUUCAUAAUCAUCACUCCAAUGAUAUGUCAGUGAAGGGUGCACUGAUUGCCUUUCCUAAUGACCGAGCUGCAAGUAUCAGGUGUGAAGACCACCAUGAACAAUUCAGAACAAUUUUCACAAAGAUGCCAAGGCAUGUCUAUGUGGAUCCUGAUUAUGAAUACACUGAUUUGGAAAAAUUGGAAAGGAAAAUGCAUCGAGAUUACUACACAGACUAUAUUAACAGUUUAAGAAAUAAGCGCCUUCUUAAAGAAGCACUGAGGGAACGCAGGUUUCCAGUAAGUGAAGUCGAUAUAGGCAUGCUGCCAUCAUCUGGUAUAAAGUCACCAUCAUUAUCUCAAUCAGAAAUCAAAGAGAUACCUUCAUCUUUAAAGACUGUUUCCCUCAGAGCUAAAAGAUUGCUAAGCACCAAGAAAAUAACAUCCAGGGAGACAGAAUCUCUGCAUAGAAAGAUCUCCAGAGGACUUAAAUCGAAGCCAACCACUCACCAAGAAAAACGUGACUGCAGCAAAGUUUUGACACCAAAGCAAAUCCAUCAAGUAAUUGUUGGACCAUCUGUUCUUAACUUUGGUAAUAUUUGUGUGAAAUCUACAAACACUCAGCUACUUCACAUUGUUAACAUGUUACCAAUGUAUAUAUUGAUACAGUUAGAUAUUAAUUUGCAAGAACUUCGGAAAACCAACCAAUUUUCCUAUGUGAUUCCACCUACAUCUAGUACAUAUAUUUCGAUGGUAUUUGAGUCUUCUACCAACGGGAAAUUUUGGAAAUCAUUUACCUUUAGAAUUAACAACAUACCUGGUGGACAUAUCUUAGUAAUGGCUGUCAUCCUGCCUGUAAAACUUGAACUGUCUUCUAAUGAGGUUGUGUUGAAACCCCAAACCUUCUUGUUGAAAACAUGUUUUCGGGGGACAGUCAGGCUAUAUAAUCAUCUGAAUCGUCCUGCCCAAUUUGAAUGGAAACCAGUAACUGCACUGGGAGGAAUUGCAUUUAGUAUUCGUCCAGCCCAAGGUGUUGUUGAUCCUUAUUGCUCAUUGGAAUGUGAAGUCACCUGGCAGCCAGGUUUUAGUUCUCCGGAGAAGGGAGAAUUUAUACUUGAAGUCUCUGGAGGAAAUACUCUGACACUGAAGUGUACUGCACAUGUUGGACAUACUAAAGUCACCUUUUUAGAGCCAAGAAUACUGUUCAGUAAUAGUCCUCAAGGUUUAACUACUUGGAGGAAAGCCAUUCUUCACAAUAUAGGGCAAAAUCAUGCUUAUUUUAAGGUUUGUGAUCAAAGCCUUUUGCCUACCAUUAAUAUUGUUCCAUCAGAAGGAAUAAUCCCAUUUGGGGGAAUAACUGUUCUUAAUAUCUCCUCUACACCCACUGUGGCAGAAAAAUUUGAUACGAGAGCAAAGGUUGCUAUUCAUCGUGCAAAUGUUAUAGAUCUUAGGAUUGGUGGAUCUGUUGAAAUUGCUGAUGUUGAAAUCUUACCUAAUGUAUUUAAUUUCAGUGGCACCUAUGUUGGCACUACAGGAGUUAUUCCAUUUUUAAUAAAAAACAAAGGUGUGACAAGGGCCAAAGUGGAGUUUAAUCUAAAAGACUUCCCACUUUUUGCAAUGGAUUUUAAGGGGAAUCCAGGAGAGUCCAAAAAUACUGAUGCUCCUUAUAUGUAUGGCAUAGAGGUAGAGGAAGGCACAUCUGUGGAAUGUGGCAUAACAUUUUCUCCUGUAGAAGUAGCAACGUAUGACUUUAGCUUUCCUGUCCAUAUUAAUUCCUUUAAGGCUUCGGAUCUCUACUGCGAGUAUUUGUCACAGAAAAAGGUUUUGAUUCCAAGUGUAUCACCAAUUAUUCCACCUUGUUUUGUUCAAGCUACUGUUUUACGAGCACCGUUGGAAUUAUCCAGCACGGAAUUUGUAUUCAAAGUCCCAUUAUAUGAGCUUCAACACAGUAAGGAAAUCACAACAAUUCAGGAUCUUGUGAUACUUAAUAUUUCAAAAAAAACUGUUCAGUGGUCUUUGGAUAUCCGUAAAAAUGACAAACUCUUCAAAAAUGGCAUAUUCAAAUUUACUGCAUUAAUUGGAAGUCUGAAACCAAAUGAAAAGUAUACUAUUUCCAUACAUUUCUGUCCAAAAAAGCCCGUAACCUACCUAGCUGAAGUUGCUAUACGUUUAAAUGAUAAUUUAUUUGACUAUAGAACAUUAAGUCUGAUUGGAGAGAUACAAUCACCAAAGAUAAUCUUUGAUCCACCAUUUAUAUGUUUUACUCCUGUUCCUUUGGAUACCACAGCUGGGGUGGAUAUCAGAAUUUUGCCACAGAACUAUUUCAGAAAUUCAGCUCUACAGUUCAAGAUUCCCACAGCAAAACUUCUUGAUGAUGAUGAGAUUCACCCACUUACGGUGACAUUUCCCAAAGGAAGAAUAAUCACAGCCUCUGAUACCGGACAUAAUAAGGAGCUACCAUGUCAUCUUAGUUUCAGUUCAUCUAAACCGGUUUCAUUUUUUGCCAAUCUUCUCUUUUGUGAUGACAAAGAUAACUGGUUUUCACUUCCAGUUACAGCAACAGCAGAAAAUUGCAUUCUUACUAUUUAUCUGUAUUUGGCAGUUCAUCUGGACAAACAUAAAGUUAUUUUAAAGAAUGAUAAAGAAGCAUCUCUUAAAAAGCCUAGAGGCAGUUUUUUGAUUCCUACGGUUCCACGCCGGGAUUCCAAAUCACUUUCUACACAUUUUUCGAAACGGACAUCCAUUGUUUCUAAAAUUAUUGAUGCUGACCUUACAUGUGGGAACCUAUUUGUUGGGAUGGAAAUUUCACGUGAUCGUUUUGACUCAGAUGACAGCAUUUUCGAUAGAGUCAAUGUUGGAUCUCUGGAAAAUGAAGAGAAGAACCAACAGUUCUUUGCACCUGAAAAAGGAUCAAAGGCUUAUGAAUAUUUUCAGAAGGUUGUUAAUGCAGCUCAGACCUGGUUCAGUCUCUUUGGCUGGCCUGAAGGGCCCCAUUCUCUUUCUAUUCCUGAGACAAUAAGAAGGGAUGUGCAGAAAAUACAAUUCUGUUCAUCAUCCUCACCACGCAAGAAAUAUUCCAGACAGUAUGAUUUUUCCAAAUAUAAUAAGACAAUUUAUGAUGUGGUAUUUAACUUGAGUGGAAGACUGCCACCUGGAAUUAACUCAAACCAGUCCUUACCUGUGGAUAACACUGAAAGGGUGAUCCAGCUCCAUUCGCAACAUGCCUCACUUCUAGACUUUAUCACUGCUCAAGGUGGAUGCAUUUCUCAUGUACUUCCAGAAUUUUUACUUGGACCAGAGGAUUAUAAGAAGUGGCUUGAAAUUACAACCUCCACUAAAAAUACAGCUCUCUGUACAAUUAAGGAAAAGUAUUCAGUUAAUAUAGACAUGGAUAAUUUUGAAGCCUGGAGUACACGGGCAUGGACAGAUGUAUUUCUUCAGAUAUACAAGGUUAUGAUUCUAUCUCGAGUGACACCACAUUCCUACAGUUCUGCUCCACGCAUAUGUGGGGCGAGCACUUCAAAAAUCAACCCCUGUUUUGCAUCCAGCAACAUAUAUUCUAAUGCUGAAAGGAUUCUACUUAGUUGGUUGAAUACAAAUUAUGAGAGUCAUCGACAUGUUAUAUGGAAAACCAACAAAUGCGAAAGUAUUCCUCCUGAGAGAUGGAUAGUGAAUUUUGACACAGAUCUUCUUGAUGGUCUUGUUUUUGCUACACAGCUGGCAGCAUAUUGCCCAUUUUUGAUUGAGUCUCAUUUUAUAAGUAUGUACACACGACCAAGACGUCCUGAACAGUAUUUCCACAAUUGCUUGAUUAUUAUAAAUAGUCUCCGUGAAAUUGGCUUUGAUUUGAAUAUACAGGCAAUUGACAUCUGUGAUCCAAACCCAGUGAUGAUGCUAAUGCUCUGUGUCUACAUGUAUGAAAGGUUACCUACAUAUCUCCCGAAGAAAGUGAUGGCAUUCUCUUGCACUCUGUAUGACGUUGUAGUGGGACAGAUAUUAGUGAAGAACCCAAGCUUGAAAAAUUUAGUGUAUACAGCUACAAUUGUUGGAAGAGAUGCUGCUGACUUUUCUCUCACCCAGACAGGGAAUGUUAUAACAAUUGCCCCCAAAAGCCAAAUUGUCCUCUAUGUGAAAUUUUUAUGUCGCUUCCUCCAUCCUACUGAAGCUACACUAUUAUUAAUUUCAAAACCUAAGGGUGGAGUAGGAGGCAGUACUAUGGCUUUUGCUCUGAAAGGAGAAGUACUAAAUUUUAAAGCAAUUGAAAUUCUAAAAUGCAAAUCUCCAUGUUAUCAAUGGAAAGAAGUCAGUGUAAAUGUGAAAAAUCCCUUUCCAGCGGGUGGAGAUUUUCGUGUCAUUCUUGUGGAAUCCACAACACUUAUGUAUUUGCCAUCACAAGUAACUGAAUCUUCAAAAGCUGCUGUGAUGCCUGAUCGUAGUAUGGAUAGUGACUAUGGUGCUGAUCGGAGUUCUUCCCAUGCUGAAAAUGGCUUAAGAACCUCAAUUAAGUCUAACUUUAUCAGAGAAUUCUUCUGUUCAAUGCCUACAUUUUUCUUGGAAGCCAAAGGAUCUUCAAGCCUGGAGAUCUACUAUCUUCCCUUUGACAUGCAUGUCCGCUAUUGUGCCGUCAUCCUGAGCAACAAAGAGAUUGGAGAUUUGAUAUAUAUUGUAGAAGGAAAAGGUUUAAUACCUUUGCCUUCCAAUUUCCAUUCAAUGAAGCCACCAAGUCCAAUUGACUACAGUAUUUCUCUAGAAGAAGAAUAUAAUAAGGAAGAUCCAGUUUUAUAUUUGGGCUGCAAACCUUAUCAAAUCCUUGAUGUGGACCUUAAAGUACCACUGACUAAUGAAGCCAAGGAGAAGGCUUUGGCUUUUGCAGCACAGCAACAGAUGUCAACUCUUGAGUAUGAAAGAAGGGCUAUCACUGGCACUCUGGAGAGCAGUACCAUUCGUGUGGCCAUUGCCCUCCUAGGACUAACCAAGAUUGAGUGCCUUUUGCUCUUUAAUAUGUCAAAGUUGAAGAAGCCUAAAUCCAUUUUAUAUACAACAGAACUGAGCCUUCCCGCAUAUUUUAAUAUACCCAGGAAAAUUUACAUUCCUCAGAUUCCAGAACCUCCAGCUAUCCAGACUCAAUCUCUAGGAAUCCAAACUGAAAUUAUAACAGAAGACCAGCCACCUCAAAAACAACUGCCGAGAACCCAAGCAGCUUUAGAAGGAACUGUUUCAAUUCCUCUACGAUUUGCUCCUCUUGCGCCUGGAAGAUACCCUUGUAAAAUUUUGUUGUUAUCAAAAUAUGAUGUGCGUGUAUAUGUAGUUGAAGGUAUAGUAAAUGAACAAGAACCAGAGGCUGAAUUGUUGUUUAAAACACCAGCAUUUGAACCCCUUACACAGCACAUCCCAAUAAAAAAUGAAACAAAGAAACAUUGGAAAUUUCAAGCUAAAGUAGAAGGAGAGUGGUUUCAUGGACCUCCACUUUUACAUGUUGGUCCUGGUGAAAUUGUCCAGUAUCCUUUGACGUUCAACCCCAUUUUGGAAUGUGAAAUCAUGGGUAAACUUACUUUAGAAAAUGAAGUAGAUGGUAUGGCACACAGCAUUGAAAUAGAUGGGAUUGGUACAAACCCUCUGGCCUUGGAUCAUAUUGUUAUAGACUGCAAAGUGGGAAAUGUGACAGACAAGUCCAUAAUAGUGCCUAAUUAUACAAAAAGUCUCCUGACAUUUAAGGUAACUGCAGAUCUCUCAAUAGUGUGGGGAAAUUCUUAUAUCACCAUAGAACCUGAGAGCUCAGUUCCAUACACUCUCCAUGUAUGCCCUUGGAAACGUGGAGAAUUCAGAGGCGCAAUUACAUUUACCGUUAAGAGAAGAGAUGAGGAAGACUCUCCGGAAGAAACAGAUCCGGAGAAAGAAGUCUCUUCACAGGAAACACCAUCAGAUCCAUCUACCAUUAUUUUUGAGGAAUACUCAGAUGAAAAAGUUAAAAAUUUAAAAAUCUGGUAUCAUCUUGAUAUCCGUAGCUUUCCUGGACCUCCUGUAGGCACAAUCGAACUUCACUGUAUUGCUCUGGAGACUGUCUGCAUUGAAAUUCCCAUCUCCAAUACAAAAGAAAUAAGUAUUCGUUUGGAUGUGAAAUUUACAUCCUCUGCUCUUAGUGGACCAGAGGAAAUGAGACUGCAUCCAUUGGAAUGUGUGAAUUACAUUGUAUGGUAUUCUCCAGCAGCCACAGGCUAUAAAGAAGAAAGCAUUAUUUUUCAACCUGAAAUGGGUGAAGAGUUCUGGUAUUUACUAAAAUUGACAACUGAUAUUCCCAAAACAAAGGAAAUACCAGAAAUGCAGUGUGAUCUUGGAAAGAAUAUCAUUCAGACCCUUCCUUUAUAUAAUCCUACGCAAGAAACAUUAGAAUUGAAAAUGAAGAAUAGUAAUCCUGAAAAUUUUGUCACGGACAUUAACAGAAAAACGCCAUUGGUCCUGCUACCUCACUCUACCACAGAGAUAUCUGUUUACUUUCAUCCAUCUGGACUGGGGCGAGAUGGUCAUGAAACUUGUAUUAACUUCUAUUGCACUCAGUUUAAAGAAUGGAAAUUCCACCUCUUUGGAGUAGGGCUAUUCCCCAAGCCUAUAGAUGCACAAAGAAUAACCACAGUCCUUGGUCUUCAAGCAUCUGUCAUGAUACAUUUCAAAAAUCCUACCCGUGAAGCUGUUUCCAUUGAUCUCAUAUUAACAAAUAAAGAAGAACCCAAGAAUCUUGUAAUUGACAAUUGCUGGAAUAGCUUCCUGCAUGAGAAUUCUGCCUUCCGAUUUAGCUCCAUGAGGCGUACACAUGGAAUUGUGGUGCCUCCUAAAGGAAGUUUAGAUAUCCCAGUGUUAUUUAUACCUACCACUAUGACGUUAUACAAAACAAUGGUGAUUGUUAAGGUGAAGAGAGCAAACAAAAAAAAUUGGCUUAUUGACAAUUUUGAUGAACUCAGUUUAGAAGCUAAGAGUCCCCCUCCCUCGUCAGCCCAAAGAGCAAUCAGGGUUCCCUGCCCUGUGGGAAGUCCAAGGACCACCCACCUCCAUCCAGGUCUAGUAAGUUGUAUUGGAGUAGAUCGUGGGGAAAUUCAAGCAAUACAUUGGAUGUACCCUAUCAUUGGACUUCCACAGGCACCACCCCCUAAAAGUACUGCAGUUGUCAUAAAAUGUCAGGCCAACAAGCGGGUAGAAGAGAAAGUGGAAGUGACAAUGAUUGGUAACUUUUUUGGACACCAUCCAUCACAUGACAAGAUAGACUUCGUAGUUUUUCCAAAGAGAAAUUCGAUUAACAGUAUUUAUGAAGACGUUAAUGUAACUCCUAAAAGGCGUGAAUUUGAAUAUGAGAUAGAAUUUGAGACUGAAGAAUUGAAGAGUAGCCUGGAAUCCUCUGUAACUUUAUAUUUGUAUAGGAAACAUUUUAAUGCAAAACAGCAAAUAAUUUCAUUGAUUUUCAAUGUGAUAUUUACACCAAACAAACCAUGCCGGACUCAUAUCAUAUUGAAAGUUGAGUGCAUAACAGAUGGAAUCUGGAAAUUUCCUAUAACGUUGAUUGCUACUGAACCUGAAGUGAAGGAUGUAAUUGACAUCCAAGGAGUCGGUUUAUUCAAUACAGCUGUCACAGAAUUUAGACUGACAAGUCAGACAAGGUAUUAUGAGUCAUUUACGGCCCAUUUUCUACCAGGUGGUGAUCGAGAUUUUUUUGUAAAUCCUCAGUCUGGAGAACUCCCUCCGUUUUACACAAAAGGAAUUCUCAUCAUUGUAGGAUUUAAACCGAAAAUGUACAGUAAGAAAUAUCAAGCAACACUUGUAAUACAGACAGAUGAAACAUACUGGCUGUAUGAAAUAAAUGGGUUACCUCCAUUACCAAAAUCAAUGGCACAUGUAAAAGCCAAAAUUGAUGCUAAUAACAAGACAUAUGACAGCAUGCCACCAAUUCGUCACAAUUUUAUUCGUGAAAAUGCUAAACUUCGAAGCACAGCAGUAUCUUCUACUAUUAAAGGUGCUCCUUUAGUUAAAAAGCAAAAAUAAAAAAAAAUUAAACAUU